Molecule: messenger RNA, 6286 nt
Organism: Solenopsis invicta (red fire ant)
Lineage: Eukaryota; Metazoa; Arthropoda; Insecta; Hymenoptera; Formicidae
Product: serine/threonine-protein kinase par-1
Exons: 7
Coding region: 848-3166 (772 amino acids)
Biological process (GO): peptidyl-threonine phosphorylation; peptidyl-serine phosphorylation
Molecular function (GO): ATP binding; protein serine/threonine kinase activity
Source: RefSeq, a predicted model, not a curated record
UGACUCUUUGGUUAAACUAUUUUUUCAUUUAAAUCACAAAUAGGAUCUUUUGAAAUAAAACUGAAUCGCUUAUUUAAAAUUUAAUUUAUCGCUUCCAUGCAAUCUGGACUCAAAUCUCGUUGGCCUGGAGUUUAAGUUCACCGUAACAUGGUGCAUGCCUUCAGGAAGAGGUGGUGCACGGGCGAACCGGCAAGACGCCAAGAUCAGCUCGCCAGCCGCGCUUUCCGGUUAGCGUUUUAUAAAUACUGCAGACAGGCAAACAGUGCACCGAACACGGCAGACCAGUCGUGAGAUCAUUCGAGGUGCGUGGCCGCUUGACUUGCGCGACUUGCUCCGACAGGAAGAAAGAUAUCUGAUUUAUCUCUCAACCGUCUGGAUUCUCCAGAUACGUUCGUGGCCGUGUUACCUCGCGGAUUUUAGCCCCGUGGAUGUUGCCCUCUUCCUCGGUGGUGUUAACAUUGUGCCCCUUCGUGCCACCGUAGUGCUUCCCCGAUGCAGCGGCGGCGUGCGGACGGAUUACGAGAGCGGGGAGGUGCACGCGAUCUAUAAAUUUGUAUGGACAACCCCCGCGUGCUAUGCGUGCUCGCGUUUCACGUUUCCCUGAAUCGUGAACGGCGCUUACAUAAAUAACGACGGGGAAUCGAUUCGCAAGUUCCAUCAAUCAAUCGAGCGCGGGAUUCUUUCGGGACGAUGACCGAUGGUACUGCGAGAUUUAUGAGCGACAGGAUGUAACGUCUAGCCGCCGCGCAAUCGAGUCCGCGCGUCAUCGCGAGCCAUAAAAAUUUCUCAGUGAUAAAAUAAAAAAAGAAAAAAGAAAAAAAGAAAGAAAGCCGCGUGGAUUGCCGAGAUGAGCGGGAUGAAGAAGGCAAUCGGGGGAUCCAUUCACAGAAUACGGGAGUUCGAGCUCGAGAAGGUGAACCUGAUCGACGAGUUCGACAUCCUGCAGAUCGUCGGCGAGGGAUGGUUCGGCAAAAUCUUGCUGACCGAGCAUCGCAGCACGCAAACCGAGAUGGUGCUGAAAGCCCUGCCGAAGGCGUACACCGGCAUCUCGGAUUUCUUUCGGGAAUUUCAUUAUGGAUUACAUCUGUCGGCGCACAGGAACAUCAUAACCACCUAUGAUGUGGCGUUCGAGACGGCCGGCUUCUACGUUUUUAGUCAGGAAUACGCCCCGCUCGGCGAUCUCACAUCGAAUGUGACGGAGACGGGAUUGGGCGAGUUGCACGCGAAGAGGGUGGCUAGACAGCUCGCCGCUGCUGUGCAACACAUACAUAGCCGCGAGCUGGUGCAUCGCGAUAUCAAGCUCGACAACAUACUCGUGUUUCGUAGUGACUUUUCGCGUAUCAAACUCUGUGAUUUCGGCGAGACCAGGCGGGUCAACACCGUCGUGCGAAGGCACAACGAGUGGCUGCCGUACUCGCCACCCGAGGUAUUGCAGAUCGACACUGACGAGACGUACAAAGCUCGCACGUCGCACGAUGUCUGGCAAUUCGGCAUUGUCCUAUUUGUCUGCCUGACCGGAUGCCUGCCAUGGCAAAAGGCGGCGAUGGACGAUCCACGCUACACAAGAUAUCAAAACUGGCACAACGCGACGCUCAACAUCGCCAAGAAACCGAAAUUAUUUCAGUUGAUCAGCUCGCGGGCGCAGAGAAUGUUCAAGCGGCUGUUGGACCCAAAGGUUGAAAAGCGACCAGUGAGCGUUUUGGAAGUAAACAAAUAUUUAGAAGACAGAUGGCUAGCGAAACUCGGGGUCGAGAAAGCUCUGAACGGCGGCGCCGAUGAGAGGGACGAGCUUUGUCCGUCUAUGUACAGCUUCCAUAGUUCCCUGGAAGAAAAGAAUCAACUUCUCCACACUCUCACGACGUACGGCAUCGAGACGACGGUGGACCAUUCGAAGAAGAAGGAUCGUAUCAGAGAGUGGAUACAGGCUAGCGCGAUCGUCGAGGAGAACGAAGAGGAUGAAUCGGACAUUUACGAGGACUCGGAGUUCUACGAGGAUGAAGAUAGGGAAAAUGACGGGAACGGAAGCGAGGAAACGGAAUCAGUCUCCAUGAGAGGCAGACAUUUCCCGGAGAGGCGCCCGAGUGCCGCGACAAAUAAUCCUAGAAAGAGAAGAGGCAGUAGGGUCGCGACGCGGACGAGUCGUGCCGCAUCGAAGAACAAAGUGCCCGUAAAGCCCGUCGAAAGGAAAAUACCCUUCGCUCCUCAAGUGGCCGAAGAGCGGGAAACGAUCGCGCGCUUCGCCAGCUUCCCCAACGGCGAUCCGAAGCUCGCCGCCGUGAGGAACGGCGACGAUCGGACCCACGAUCUUUCCGCAAACUCGGUAAACAUCGUCACCGACGCACCGUCGUCGACGACGAAUAAUUCCUCGAGCAACCUUCAAUCAUCUGUACCUAGCGCCAACGGCCGAAACGUCAUCAAGGAUCCGGCUAGGACCAGCGCUGACAACGCUCGAGAUGAAUCACCGCUUUCCGCGCAACCGGUUGCCGCUGUCCCUGUUAAACAUUCGCCGCCUAAAACCACUCCGCGCAUUCCGGAUAGCGGAGGGAGAGUAGUUGUACCGGUGAGCCCGCAGAUCCCGGCUAGAAAAAAUCGCGCUCACACGGCGCCGUCUUCGGACACGCGGUCGGCCCGGGCCAAUUUGGCGAAAAGAGCGCAGUCCGCGUCAGUCUUACGGACGCCAGAGGCGGAGGACUCGCCGCGUGCGUCAGCAAAGACGUCCGUCUCCCCGCAUUCGAUGACGGCUCGAGCGGACAAUCCCUCCGUUGCUAUGUUAUCGACUUCGCGAGCGGCGAGAUCGGUCGCGCGAGCUGAUAAAGCACCCGCGUCUCUGAUCGAAUCUCAGCCUCCCAACAGCGCUCUGCCUGGCCGAGUCGAAGGCUCGCCGGCAAUCGCAACCCAAAUCACGACGUCCGCCGCUUCUCACUUGGCAAUGCAGAGCUUCAACGCGCUGCAGAAUAUCGCGGGCGCAUCCUCGACCACCUCGCCGGCGAAUUCAUCGUCGAACGUAAUUAAACCCGGUCAGCGGACCGAGGAGGUAAACGUGGCUUACGGAAAAGACGCGUAUGAACACUACGGUAUCGCCGCCCAGGGAAUCAUCCUACCGAUGAGAGUGAAUAUCGUUAGACAGGAUUCUACUGGCAGCGGUAGUCGAUCCGUGAGCAACUGAGAUGCUAACCAGAGAAUGUGCCGGAUUCUCCUUCGAAGUCGAAAACGGAAAUUGGAUAUUCGCUAAUCGCGAAAUCACUCCAUUUCUGUCGGUAUACGCGAAGAUAUGUGUUGGAUGAGAUACACGAUACUUUUUCUAGAAGAAAUUAUUUAAUGCGAAUUGAAAGAUUCUUGAAGAUAUUUAACGUAAUACGUGUAAUAAUGUUGAUACCGUCGAUAUCGCGUCGAUCAAUGAUCGCUAUUAAGAGUUCCUUCGGAACGUGUAUUGAUGUAAGACAUCGCGAUGUUUCGAUGUAUACGAAGUAAAGCUGCCGCGAGAAUAACUUGAAUGGAGACGUCACGUUACGUACAUUAUACUUCAUUAGUUUCAAGAGACACUUACAUCGGCCACGUGUCACUCGCUUCGCCAAGCCUAACGGGAUAAAAUUAGCGUGGCGUCUCGAAAGAGUUGCACCGUGCAGGAAUGUUCGUGAGGCCAUUAGCGUACGACCGUGAGAAACGGCGCAAAUUUUUAUUGUUGUCCAAACGUGACGUGAGGCCGCGCGUGUUUCGUUAACAGCUCCACUUUUUAAUUGCAAAUUUCUAUUGGCACACCGAAUGUCUCUUCGGACGUACGGAGGUAGACGUGACUGCGGAAUGUGUAAGCUAAAUAUUUAUACACGCUUUGUGAUAUUAGAGAUCGUGUAUUAUUUGGCUUAACAUUAGGGGGAAGUAAUGUCUUUCUUAUAAAUAAUGUAAAAAAACAGUAUCUGGUUUCAUUGAUACAACUAUUUAUUCAAUAAUAUAAUUGUCAUCGUUUUCACGGUCGCCCAUUUAUUUAUUUAUUUUUCAGUUUCUUUCUCGAAAAACUAAUCGACUUUGGUUCGAAAAAUGUGGAUAAAGUGAUAAGACAUUGCUCGUUCUUACAAAAUUUUUUUUCGUAAGAAGUAUUCUAUUGAUCGGAAAAGAUGAUAAGUGCGAUGGGAUGAAUAAAAGAGUACUUCCGUCCUAAUUUUCUAAUUUAUUUGUCUUGCGUCUAUUUCGUUACAUGUACGUGGUUGAGUGUUGUCAUAGGUUACAGAAUCCAAACCAGCUUUUUCGAGAACAAAAUUAAUGAUUGAAUGGAUGACCAUUUUUCAUAGAAAACGAUGACUAUUGUAUUAUUGAAUAAUAAACGACGUUGAUAAAAUUACACAUUGUGCAUUGUAUUAUUUAUAAAAUGAUAUAGCGCACAAUUAGAUUUGCAAUAUUUAUAAAAACGACAUAACUUUCCCAUACUCUUAGUAUAAACGUAAUAAAUAUUGAGAGAUGCGAAAUGCGAGAAAAUGUGAAAUAUAAAAUAAAUGUAAUGAUUUGUACAUUAUUAUACACUAAAGGCAUGUUACAUUCGAGAGGCAAUACUUGUUGUUUUAAUAUGUUAUUUUAUUUUAUUUUAUUUUAUUAUGACGUUUUGAUAUCACAUAUUGUGUGAUAAGUUAUUGCAACUUUGCUCGAUGCGACUUGCGAGCGUUGUCCAAAAACAAGAGAGAUAGACGUAACAUUUUCGCAAAAACGCGACGUUUGAAUAAAUCAUACGGUAUUCAUUUCAGACAUUUUACUCUUGCAUCGAAUACCUUGCUCGAAUAUCGAAUCGCUUGUGCUAGUUAUAUCGCACGGUCCAUUUACAGAAAUGUCAUGUAUCAUUUCUGAAGUAGAAUGAUAAACACAAGAGCGGUAAAUUUUUUAUGUACACGCGUGUUGAACAUCCUUCGCGCGAAUUAUACGAAACCCCAUCGUUUAUUAUCGAUCGAUAAUGUUUUCGCUAUCUGGUUGUCAGGUAAAGAUAUAUAUACAAGCGGAAUCGCUGAUUAGUUAUUGGAUGUUCGAUAUUACCUGAUUUACGUGCGAAGGCGGCCGUGACUAUUAGAUAAGCUUCCUUCGACGGCAAGUUUCGCUUGAACUCCUACGUCGGGUCACGGAAGCAAGAACGACGCAAGGGUGUCGAGAACGAGGGGGCGCGGGGGGGAGAAGAGGCUCUUUAGGAAAGCCACGGGGGCCGAGAGGUAGGUACGACGAAGUGCGGCGAUGUGAAAAUAAUUCCCGAGCGGGUCGUGGCACGAAUUAAUUAAGAGAUACGUAAGUAACAUAUAUUGCGCAAGGGGCGCAAUUACCGUCGUCUUUGACGUUUAAGGAGUAACGCGGAAGUGUGCGAAAGAUACGGAGGACCGCCGCGCCGCGCAAAGGUAGUUUGUUGUUUAUCGCUGGGAGCCAACUGGCGGAAUAUAGUAUGAGUAUGUCGACGCGCGACCGAGAGACGGCAACUCGAAAAUUCUUCGACGUAUUCCACGCGUUAAUUAGCGCCCAAGUCAACAAUACUCGUAGUAUUAUACUAAUAAAAUUAAUUGACGUUUCGGAUCGCGCGCGAUAGAUCCGCUCUCGCAGCCACCAAUGAAAAUAAAUUUCUACGAUUGCAACGUGUAAUACAUUCUCAUAACGUGUGUCUUUAAUAUAGCCUCGUCGAGUAUACUUAUUGAUUGUCGUUAGUAAAUUGACAUUGGUUAAUUGAUCCUGGUCCAGUUAAUUGGUACUAAGUGACUGGUGUUGGUUAUACUGGUAACAAAUUAUACCGAUUUUAUACGCCACGGGUGUAUGCAGAGUAUGUGCGUGCUGCACGCGCCGUAUGUGUGUGCUUUAAUAACACGCAGUUGUCGGAGUCUGUCUUGACGCUGUGUAAGCUAACGUUCGGGACCAUACGAAGCUGCAGGGUAAUUAUUGACUGUACCACGCGUCCGCUCACGAAAUAAUCGUGACUGUCCUUGAUACGUCAUGGUGCGCAGCUGGUAAACGUGGCUGACCGAAAAUCGCUUUGCCGAGCGUCACGCUUGACACCUUUGCUGUCCGGUACCGGUCCAAAAGCCGCGCGGAUGAAAAUUGAUGAAACCACAAUUGGUGUUAAUGGCGUGCCACAACUUCCCCCUCGUUGGUACCAUUUAGCAACCUUCUGCAUCCUCGUUACGUACAUCGCUUUCGGCGACAUUUAUUUCGGGAUCGAGCAAAUCUGUCUCUCGAAGCCGGGGAUCUACGCGUGAAAUCACGAAGAUGUCCACGGAGAUCUUGUAAUUGCUAACGAUAUUGUUACAAUAAAUAAAACAGAUUUCUUACA